ACACCUUUCUUUACCCUUAAAUAUUACAUACAACCUUUGGGCCUAGUUAACUAAAUAUCAAUCCUCAAUCCUCGAUUCAUUCUUUUCAAAUUCCUUUCUUCAUAUACGAAAAGGCGGAAUAAAGACAAAAAAAAGACACUCUCCCCCCCCUCUCUUUUGUUUGUGGCAUACGGCUUCUUUUUCGUUUUUCCUUUUUUUUUUUUAUUUCUUUCUAUUUUUUCCUUUAUUUACCACGGGUAUUUUAUCCAAAACGCCUCCAAAAGGGAAUCCCGGCGCAAAACGUCACAGUUAACUAUAAUAACUACUACCUAACUCCUACUGGUUCUUAUAUUCGGCCCAGCUCUCUCUUGCUUUUGGCCCUGCGCCCAACCUGCGCCCAAGCACAGGAACCCAAAAGGACACAUAUUAUUGCAUACUUAUCCUGUACCGUGUACCGAAAGUCAAAGAGCAUUGGAAAGAGGGAACGCGGGAUAUUUUAGGUGAUUAGGUGAUUGGGAGAUUGGGAGACUUGGGUGUGGAGGGAAUCCUCUUUUUUUCUUGAAGCAAAAGAGGAGAGCUACAAGAAACAAAAUACAGAAAAAUAAGAUAAGACACCACGCUCAUGGAGCGCUCCUAUCUCUUCUCGACGGAUGAUGUCCUUGCCCACUUCAACGUCACCGCAGAGGCUGGGUUGUCGAGCCAGCAGGUCGUGACGGCUAGGAAGGCCUAUGGGAGUAAUGCUCUCCCCGAAGAUCCGCCAACGCCCUUGUGGGAACUCGUGCUGGAGCAGUUUAAGGAUCAACUUGUGCUGAUUCUGCUUGGGUCUGCCGUUGUGUCGUUUGUGCUGGCCCUGUUUGAGGGUGGGGAUGAUUGGACAGCCUUUGUGGAUCCGGUGGUGAUCCUCGCCAUCCUAAUCCUCAACGCCAUCGUCGGCGUCUCGCAAGAAAGCAGUGCCGAAAAGGCCAUCGCCGCUCUACAAGAAUACUCGGCAAAUGAAGCAAAAGUCAUCCGCGACGGGCAGGUGCAGCGCAUCAAGGCGGAGGAGCUGGUUCCCGGUGACAUCGUGACUAUCUCCGUUGGCGACCGCAUCCCCGCUGAUUGCCGUCUGCUCUCCAUACACAGCAACAGCUUCCGUGUCGACCAGGCGAUCCUGACCGGCGAGAGCGAGAGUGUUUCAAAGUGCACCAUGGCUGUCAACGACGCGGCCGCCGUGAAGCAGGAUCAGGUCAAUAUGCUCUUCUCCGGCACGACGGUGGUCACGGGCCAUGCGACCGCGGUUGUGGCACUAACGGGCGCCGCGACGGCCAUUGGCGAUAUCCACGAGAGCAUCACGGCGCAGAUCUCGGAGCCGACGCCGCUGAAGAAGAAGCUGAACGACUUUGGCGAUUUGUUGGCGAAGGUCAUCACGGUGAUCUGUGUGCUUGUUUGGCUGAUCAACAUUGAGCAUUUCAAUGACCCGUCGCAUGGCAGUUGGGCUAAGGGCGCGAUCUAUUAUUUGAAAAUCGCGGUUUCGUUGGGCGUUGCGGCUAUUCCAGAAGGGUUGGCUGUGGUUAUUACGACGUGCUUGGCGCUGGGGACGAGGAAGAUGGCGGCCAAGAACGCUGUGGUUAGGUCGUUGCCAUCUGUGGAGACCUUGGGCAGCUGCAGUGUGAUCUGCUCGGACAAAACAGGCACGCUGACGACAAAUCAAAUGAGUGUGGAGAGGAUUGUGUAUCUCAACGAGGAUGGGAAUGGACUGGAGGAGAUAAAUGUUGAGGGAACCACAUUCGCGCCGAAGGGCAGCUUAAGGAAGAAUGGCAAGGAGAUGGAGGAUUUGGCCGUUUCUUCCUCCACCGUGCUGCAGAUGGCGGAGGUUCUGGCGCUAUGCAACGAGUCCUCGUUAUCUUAUGACCCAAAGACAGGCGCGUAUUCCAGCAUCGGGGAACCUACCGAAGGCGCCUUGCGCGUGCUCGUUGAGAAGAUUGGAACGGACGACGCAGCGCUGAACAAGAAGAUUAGGCAACUACCAGCUCCUGAAAGACUGCACGUGGCCAGCAAAUACUACGAAGAUCGCCUCCCCUUACAAUGCACAUAUGAAUUCUCCCGCGACCGCAAGAGCAUGUCCGUGUUGGCCGGCGAGGGUAACCGACAGAAACUCCUCGUCAAGGGCGCCCCUGAAUCGAUCCUGGAACGCUGCUCACACGCCAUCCUCGGCGCCAACGGCCAAAAGGUGGCAUUGACAAAGAAACACACCCAGCUGAUCUCCCAGGAAGUCGUGGACUUUGGCAACCGCGGCCUCCGCGUCAUCGCCAUGGCCUCCAUCGACAACGUCGCCCCAACCCGUCUCCUCCGCACGGCACAAACAACCAAAGAAUACUCCCAGCUGGAGCAGAACAUGACCCUGAUCGGCCUCGUCGGCAUGCUCGACCCGCCCCGCCCAGAAGUUGCUUCCUCAAUCCGCAAGUGCCGCGAAGCCGGCAUCCGCGUCGUCGUCAUCACCGGCGACAACAGAAACACCGCUGAAGCCAUCUGUCGCCAGAUCGGCAUCUUCGGCCCGCACGAGCAAAACCUCCACGGCAAAUCGUACACAGGCAAAGAAUUCGACGCUCUUAGCGAUGCGGAACAGGUCGAAGCGGCCAUGAACGCCUCGCUCUUCUCGCGCACAGAGCCCACGCAUAAAUCUAAAUUGGUGGAUCUCCUGCAGGCACAGGGUCACGUCGUGGCCAUGACAGGCGACGGCGUCAACGACGCGCCUGCCCUGAAGAAAUCUGAUAUCGGCAUCGCGAUGGGCACGGGCACGGACGUGGCCAAGCUCGCAGCCGACAUGGUCCUGGCAGACGAUAACUUCGCCACCAUCGAGGUUGCGGUGGAGGAAGGGAGGUCCAUCUACAGCAACACACAGCAGUUCAUCCGCUACCUCAUCUCGUCGAAUAUUGGAGAGGUCGUGUCAAUUUUCCUGACGGCCGCACUGGGAAUGCCGGAGGCGUUGAUCCCCGUGCAACUGUUGUGGGUAAAUUUGGUUACAGAUGGAUUGCCUGCGACGGCGUUGUCGUUUAACCCGCCCGAUCAUGAUGUGAUGAAAAGGCCGCCGCGGAAGCGCGGGGAGGCGCUUGUCGGGGGUUGGUUGUUUUUCAGGUACAUGGUUGUGGGCUUUUAUGUGGGCUUUGCAACAGUUUUUGGGUAUGCGUGGUGGUUCAUGUAUAAUCCUGCAGGGCCGCAGAUUACGUUUUGGCAACUGACUCACUUCCACAAAUGCUCCACCCAAUUCCCCACCAUCGGCUGCGAAAUGUUCACAAACGACAUGUCCAAAUCAGCCUCGACAAUCUCCCUCUCCAUCCUCGUCGUCAUCGAAAUGCUCAACGCCAUUAACUCCCUCUCCGCUUCCGAGUCCCUCCUCACUUUCCCCCUAUGGAAUAACAUGAUGCUCGUCUACGCCGUCACGCUCUCCAUGUCGCUCCACUUCGCUAUCCUCUACAUUCCCUUCUUGCAAGGGUUGUUCUCUAUCCUACCCCUGGAUAGGCAGGAGUGGAUGGCUGUGUUGGCUAUCUCCUCGCCGGUGGUGGUUAUUGAUGAGGUGUUGAAGUUCUUGGAUCGGAGUCUGUAUGAUAGGCGUACGGAUGUUGUGGAUGUUUCGUCGUCGGCCCAGUAUCAGAAUGGUGCGGCGAAGGGCAAGGCUGCUUAAGGGAGAAAUGAAGGGCGUGAUGAUAGUGCUAAUUGACCGUCUAGUGUAUAUUUUUUAUUCCCCUUGUGUUUGUGGAGACGGAGGUGAAAAGCGGAUAGAAAGAAAGAAAGAAAGAAACAUUAAAAAAAAACCAAAGAGAGAUAGAUACACAUGCACGUUCUGUUUUUUUAUAAAGUUUUCCCCCAUGUUCUCUAUUUCUAUUUCUAUUUAUUUUCUUUUUAAAUCUAUUUGGUCUGUUUCAUUCGGGAUAGGUUGGUGUGGCUAUUUAUUGUGUUUUUUAUGAUUUUCCUUUCGUUUUCUUGUUUGACAUAUGCUUUUCUUUUCUCAUCGGCUUUAUAUUCUAACUAGCCUAUCGCGGGCCACCACCAUGUUAAAUAUAGAGUACAUAUAGAUAGAUAAAAGCAACACAUCAGAGAGAUGGCGGAAAGAGAAAAAUGAUAGUUGUUAUGUACAUACAUUACAUAUCUUGUUUUUCAGUGCUUUGUUUUCUCUCAUUAGUGCUACAAUUUUUUGAUUCUCUUCUCAGUUAUAUAUCUAGGUUUUAUCAUCGCUCAGAUUCAUUCAUGUCCUUCAGCUUUGUACAGCUUUCCCACAGGUGUAAUGGAACCAAGUACGGGGAUCAAAUGAUUAGACAUGCUCUUCUUCUGCACGCCGCCAUAUCGUGUCAGUCAAUGAAGCUUGUUUAGUUUGUUCUUGUGUCUGUAUAUUUUGUUUCAUUCUUUUCUGUUUCCCAGUCUCUUCAACUGUCCUACUGAUCAUGGCUUGUGGAGAUUAACCAAUAUAGAAAAUCAAACAUGUAUGAAACGUAAAACAUUACAAAACAUGGAGGGAUUAGGAGUUGGGUAAGAG
Blastomyces gilchristii SLH14081 is the source of this 4489-nucleotide messenger RNA. Its product is annotated as Ca2+ transporting ATPase, sarcoplasmic/endoplasmic reticulum. Gene Ontology annotation, biological process: calcium ion transmembrane transport; intracellular calcium ion homeostasis. Gene Ontology annotation, cellular component: membrane. Gene Ontology annotation, molecular function: ATP hydrolysis activity; P-type calcium transporter activity; ATP binding. Lineage: Eukaryota; Fungi; Ascomycota; Eurotiomycetes; Onygenales; Ajellomycetaceae. The transcript has 4 exons. The record is from RefSeq and is a predicted model, not a curated record. The coding region runs from base 602 to 3640 and encodes 1012 amino acids.